AUCUCGAGAAAUUCUUCAUAUUGAAGUAAUCAGGAAAGAACUUCAACAAAGGCAAAAUGCUAUAGAAAAAAUUAAACAAAAUCUUAUUAAAUAUCUGGAUGCUCAAAAAGAAGGUCGAUCACUUCAUAUGGAUAACUUAAUUGAACUUUGUGAUAGUCUUUAUCAAAGUAUGAUUGUCGGAGAAAAUAAGGAUAAUGUGCAAUUACUUACUAUCGCAAUUGUAUUCGCAUUUGUUCAUCUUACAAUUUUGAGAGAAAGGAAUAGGCAUUAUAAGGAAUAUAAGCAAUAUUUUAUAGAUAUGUAUGAAAAAUGGGAAGAUUGGCGUAAAA
Messenger RNA from Racocetra persica, 329 nucleotides. NCBI's taxonomy places the organism in Eukaryota, Fungi, Glomeromycota, Glomeromycetes, Diversisporales, Gigasporaceae. The record is from the annotation of a GenBank genome assembly.